GCUAUUUCUGUCUCUUUGUGAACACAUCUAAAUCGGAACGUGUACAGGCUUUCAUUUUGGCGCCCAGACUUGGCUCUAAAAUUAGUGCAAAAAGCUCUUUCCGCGCCAAAGGACCUUUAGGCAGAAAAAUAUCCAUGCCGGCUGUCUUGGCCGUGCCAACCAAGCACACGCAUAGCCAUGAAGUACGAGAAGAUCAAUAACCUCGGCGACAUUUUCGAGUAUAGCCCCGAGGAAUACACACAGCAGGUGAACUACUCAACCGAUGACUUCCACUAUCUGGUGCCCACAUAUCUUCGCCGCCAGAACACAAGGGAGUCGAUCUCUGACAACGGUGUGAAUGAGAUGAACGAGCAGCAGAUUGGUGCUCCGUUCCAGUAUAUUCCUGGCGACAGAGCUGGACUACUAGACAGCACCGGCCCCUUCGAGUCGAACAAGCGCACCCUCCAUGGCCGCAGACAUUCUGUCACUAGGCUGUACCGCAAGGUCAGCGGCAUGUUCGCCGCCACGGAGGAGGUUUGCUGCCAUCUAGCAUCCUUUCUUAACCCUUUCCACAUUCUCUCUCUGGACCACCGUGUUUAUUAAUUUAUUGCAGCUUCCAUCCUGUCCUGUUGUCACAAAUGCUCGAGCAUGUGUCACCCCCGCACAUAGGCUGAAUAUGCGGGGGUGUCUUUCAGCUACAAACCAAAAGCACGGUUCGUAUU
This is a messenger RNA of Linderina pennispora, 701 nucleotides long. RefSeq lists its product as uncharacterized. Lineage: Eukaryota; Fungi; Kickxellomycota; Kickxellomycetes; Kickxellales; Kickxellaceae. The transcript has 2 exons. The record is from RefSeq and is a predicted model, not a curated record. The coding region runs from base 178 to 582 and encodes 134 amino acids.